CGGCUGGCGAUAGAGGCGGGACGCGCGACGUCAGGCCGCCUCCAUUCAGCAGUCGCAACGUACCAGGGCGAAUCGCUGUCCUAUGCUGCGGGAGUACAUGCGAAUAUCGACGUACAAUGGAAAUGGUGGUCGUGUGGUCGCUGUGCGCCGUGCUGUGCCUAGCGGUGCCGACUCAGCUGGAGGCGGCCCAGGUGCUGGGGCUGUUCCAGGCGGGAGGGCGCAGCCAGUGGGGGCUGGCCGAGACCUUCCUGAGGGCGCUGGAGCGGCGGGGCCACCACGUCACAGCCGUCACCACCUUCCCCUCCAGUCGCGCGGACGGCAACUGGACAGAGAUACUCAUACCAAACCCACUCGUAGGUGACUUCAACACUUUCGAAAUGUUGGUGACAGAUUUUGUCGGAACGCUGAAGUUAUUUUCUGACGCUGCCGUCAUAAUGUGCCACACGUUUCUGGGAGACGAAAACGUACAGAAUCUGUACAGGUCUGGAAGGAAGUUCGACGUCGUUAUACUGGAGCCCUUCCCUGCCGAGUGCCUGCUGGCGUUCGCGCACAAGUUCGGAGCGCCCGUGGUGGCGCUGUCCACCUUCGCAGGGACCGACUGGAUAGCCGAUAUGGUGGGCAACCCCACCCCAUACUCUUACGUCCCCAACGUCUUCCUUGAACUUACAACACGCAUGAAUUUCCUCGAACGGGUACAGAACACCUUGGCUGGUAUAAUUCCAAGUAUUGUUCGGCAACUAUAUUACCUGCCGAAGCUUGAUGAGAUUGUACGAAUGUACCUGAAUGACACGGAAUUGCCCAAGUUGUCGGAGAUCGAAAAACAAGUAUCUCUGUUACUAAUUAACUACCACUUCACGCAUGGAUGUCCAAGACCACUUGUGCCAAACAUGGUGGAAGUUGGAGGUCUCCACAUAAAAACACCGAAGGCUCUUCCUGAGGACAUCCAAAGCUUUCUGGACGGCGCAGAAUCCGGCGCCGUGUACUUCAGUAUGGGCACCAACGUGAAGAGCAGUGAUUGGCCGGAGGAGAAGCGGGCGGCCUCCCUGAGGGUGUUCUCCAGGCUGGAACAGCGCGUGCUCUGGAAGUGGGAGGCCGACUCGCUUCCAGGCCAGCCCCCGAACGUCAAGAUAGGCAAGUGGCUGCCGCAGUCGGACAUUCUCGCCCACGAGAACGUGCGCGCCUUCAUAACGCACGGCGGCCUGCUGAGCACGCAGGAGGCGACGGCGAGGGGUGUGCCACUGGUGGGCAUCCCCGUCUUCCUGGACCAGAAGCUCAACGUGGCGCUCGCCGCCAGGCAGGGCUUCGCCGUCAGGCUGGACGUCCACAACAUCACCGAGGCCUCCAUACAGUGGGCGCUCACCGAGGUGCUCACAGUCCCCAGGUACCGUGAGAGAGCCCAACACCUGUCGCGCAUCUUCAGCGACCGGCCGACGCACCCUCUGGACGAGGCGGUCCACUGGACAGAGUACGUGAUCAGGCACCAGGGGGCGCCCCACCUCAGGUCGGCCGCGCUCCGUCUCUCGUGGUACCAGUACCUGCUGCUAGAUGUCGUCGCUGCGCUGCUGCUCUUGUUCCUCGUGGUCGCUUUUGUCAUACGAGCUAUCAUCAGGCGUCUGUGCAGAGUUACACCUCAUCCAAAUCGAUUCGGAUCGCGUGAAAAAUUUACCAAGAAAGACUAAUUGUGUCGUGCUUGUCGCAGGAAAUUCUUCACAGUGUCUGUGUGUUCGUCUUUGUUUGGUCUCACCAUUCCUGUCUACAUCUUAUGAUAAUAAGAAGACACCAUUUCCCCUCGCCAUUAACGACAAAGGAUAGGAAUGGUCGGUGCGGUGCCGAUCACGGGCCAAUUGAUGAUGAGCAAGCAGAGAAGAGAUGCACUGAUUUGUGUGAUUUUUGGCUUAGGGCAUGCGGCACCCAUACCCACAAUUUCUGAACCCUCAUGCACGCAAAUUCGCGCGAUGGUGGAAUGAUCACAGUCCAUGUCAUUUGCCAAUUCUCGAGUACAGUGACGCAGAUCACUGUGGAUUAAUGAGACCAAAGGAUCUCCAUCAAUCCCCGAAGGUCUUCCUGGACAUGGAAGUCACUAAUGUGAUAACGAGAAAACGAUUUUCUUGCUGUGCUCUGUCCAGUGGCAUUAUCCCCACACACAGCACGAAUGUUUCUGGCUGAUUCAGCUGCUGUCACCCUAUACCGAACUGAAACAUAGGACUGUGUCAGAAAUAUUCCGAUUUCCCCACAUUAAACUACAUUUUCUAGCAUCCACAGCCUCACUUGCUACCUCCAGACGCUAAAGUGACAAUAUGUAAACCCAAAUAGAAACAGCGAUAAAAAAUGAAAAAUGACAAUCCAUAAAUAAACCAAUAGCAACCGUAAUACCAAUAUGCGAAACUAAAACGCUACGAAGUUAUGCACCAACUUAAUAGAAAACAUUGGUGUGUGUUGUGUCAAAGAAAUCUUCAAAUGUUGUGUUGAAAACUAGUGUGCAAUAAUUUUUUUCAUUGCCAGGAGAAUAAAUGUGUUGUUGGUGCUUUGUUA
Molecule: messenger RNA, 2532 nt
Organism: Schistocerca gregaria
Lineage: Eukaryota; Metazoa; Arthropoda; Insecta; Orthoptera; Acrididae
Product: UDP-glycosyltransferase UGT5-like
Exons: 6
Coding region: 117-1679 (520 amino acids)
Molecular function (GO): UDP-glycosyltransferase activity
Source: RefSeq, a predicted model, not a curated record